Molecule: messenger RNA, 2267 nt
Organism: Centropristis striata (black sea bass)
Lineage: Eukaryota; Metazoa; Chordata; Actinopteri; Perciformes; Serranidae
Gene: galcb
Product: galactosylceramidase b
Exons: 17
Coding region: 27-2018 (663 amino acids)
Biological process (GO): galactosylceramide catabolic process
Cellular component (GO): lysosome
Molecular function (GO): galactosylceramidase activity
Source: RefSeq, a predicted model, not a curated record
AACCAAAGGUCUAGUUUGUCGUGAGGAUGAAGCACAUAGUUUGGGUGCUGGUUUUAUUUUUGUUUUUGCGCUGCUGUUCUUCUCAGACUUAUUUCCUGAACGAUAAAGAGGGCUUGGGGAGAGUUUUGGACGGAAUUGGAGGUUUGAGCGGCGGAGGGGCGACGUCUCGUUUACUUGUCAAUUAUGCAGAGCCGUACCGCAGCCAGAUUUUAGACUUCCUCUUUAAGCCAAACUUUGGAGCCUCCUUGCACAUACUGAAGGUGGAGAUUGGGGGAGACGCUCAAACUACCGAUGGAACAGAGGCGUCACACAUGCACUAUGAGAACGAUGAAAACUACUUCAGAGGGUAUGAAUGGUGGCUGAUGAAAGAGGCCAAGAAAAGGAACCCGGAUAUCACACUCAUUGGUUUACCUUGGGCAUUUCCUGGCUGGGUGGGCCGGGGUAAGAACUGGCCCUAUGACUUCCCAGACGUCACUGCAACAUAUGUGGUAAACUGGAUCCUUGGUGCCAAGAAGUACCAUGACCUGGACAUUCAGUAUGUUGGGAUUUGGAACGAGCGAAGCUAUGACGUGAAGUACAUCAAGCUACUACGCUACACUCUGGAUAAGAGUGGUCUGGAGAGUGUCAGGAUCAUAGCCAGUGACAACAUGUGGGAGCCCAUUGCCCUCUCUGUGCUGCUAGAUCCCGAGCUGGCCAGAGCUGUAGACGUGCUAGGGGCCCACUACCCAGGUACCAUCACAGUGAAGAACGCCCUUAAGACAGAGAAGAAGCUGUGGUCAUCAGAGGACUACAGCACUUUUAACGAUGAGGUGGGAGGAGGCUGCUGGGCUCGUAUCCUCAACCAGAACUACGUCAACGGGCUCAUGACUGCCACCAUCUCCUGGAACCUGGUGGCCAGCUAUUAUGCGGACCUACCGUUCGGCAGAGACGGGCUGAUGACAGCUGAGGAGCCGUGGAGCGGCAACUAUGUGGUGGAGUCCCCUAUCUGGAUUACAGCCCACACCACACAGUUCACCCAGCCAGGAUGGACCUACCUGCAAACUGUUGGACAUCUGGAACAAGGUGGAAGUUAUGUCGCCCUUACUGAUGGGAAAGGAAACCUCACUGUUGUCAUAGAAACCAUGACUCACGAUCACUCAGUGUGCAUAAGACCUCCACUCCCUCCCUUUAAUGUGACCUCUCAGAACGCAACUUUCCAGCUGCAGGGAUCCUUUGCCUCCAUUAAGGAACUCCAAGUAUGGCGGUCCCAGUUUAACUUCAAAACCAAAAAGCCCUCCUUCUUUGAGAAACUGACUCCACUGAAGCUUGUUGAUGGAUCCUUCACUUUAAACCUGGCUGAAGAUGAGGUUUACACAUUUACUACAAUUACAACGGGACAGAAAGGCAGUUACCCCGACUCGCCUCCCUCUGCUCGCUUCCCUAAAGUCUACAAGGAUGACUUUAAUGUUCGAAACCCUCCCUUCUCCGAGGCUCCAGACUUUGCUGACCAGACGGGGGUGUUUGAGUAUUACAUCAACAUGACUGACCCUGGACCUCACGUCUUCACAUUAAGACAGGUUCUGACUGAGAGACCCGUCACAUGGGUGGCAGAUGCUGACCAGACCAUCAGUGUCAUAGGAGACUAUCAGUGGCAGAACCUGACUGUUACAUGUGACGUCUUCAUGGAGAGCGUUCAGACUGGAGGGGUGUUCAUAGCAGCCAGAGUGGAUAAAGGAGGUGGCGAUAUCCGCGGUGCUAAAGGAGUCUUCUUCUGGGUGUUUGCAGACGGCACAUACAAAGUUACCAAUGAUCUUGCUGGACAGACUGUCCUUGCAGAGGGAAAGUCUGGUACCCGGGCUUACGGUUGGCACACCUUAUCACUCACUGUGAACGGUCAGUAUGCUGCAGGGCUGCUGAAUGGAUACCCACUGUGGAAGAAUGCCGUGGUAUUGACACCAAAGAAUGGCUGGGCUGCUGUAGGAACACAUUCAUUUGAACUGGCUCAGUUUGAUAACUUUGCUGUGGUGGCAGAGUAUUGAUUUUAACUAUGAAACAAGGAUUUCAAAAAUGCUGUGAAUAUUUUAAGCAAAUUUUUAAUAAUUAAUGAAGUAAUGCUUGAAUGAAUACUUGAGUGUCCUAACUACAGAUGUGAUUUUCUUGUUGUUGUUUUGCUCUAUUAAGAUUGCACAAAAAAUGUAUAACACAUUGCUUACCUUGCAGUGUGCUGUCUACUGUAAUUGUAAAUAAUUUUCUACUGUUUUUCAUGGAAUAAAGGGAUUUUAAAAUUA